Messenger RNA from Colletotrichum truncatum, 1431 nucleotides. Its product is annotated as alternative oxidase. The record is from RefSeq and is a predicted model, not a curated record. NCBI's taxonomy places the organism in Eukaryota, Fungi, Ascomycota, Sordariomycetes, Glomerellales, Glomerellaceae.
AUGGCCGUCUCGAAGCUUGCCAGAUUCGCUCCAUAUGGGCUGGCCCUCAUGGCGAUAUGGCUCAUCGUACUCACUGCGCGGCACGGGUCCGUCACAUCUUUUGAAAACUGGGAGGCGGCGGGCGGCGACAUACAGCGCGUCGCGACGGGCAAGUUCAUCACAGGGCCGGCGGGCCACUACAAACCCAAGGUCUGGAAUCCAGCCGAGUUCAAGGAUGCGUGGCUCGACACUCAACUCGGCGGCGAGUUCGACGGGAGCCGCAUCGCGCAUUUUUGCAACAAAACCAAGUGGCGCGAUGACAUUGUCUUGCACAUGCGGCAUUCACGCGGCGGUCUCGGCAACGUUCGAGGCACGAUCCUCGACUUCCUCUAUGCGGCCAUGCUUUUCGGCACGCCCAUCAUCAUGCCGGCGUACGUCAAGCGGACGGACGCGAACCUCGACUGGAUGAACGAGGACAACGGCUACCACGAAUACGGUAACCUGUUCGACAAGGAUUGGCUGCUGGAGAACCUGGAGAAGUACUGCCCGCAGCUCACGAUCUAUCCCACGGCCGACGACGCGCCAAUCACGGCUACUCUCAAGAACGAAUACGGCCUCAUGAACGCCCGCUCCGACAAGGACGCGGACAGGAACGAGCUCGCCUUCAUCAAAAACCUGAACGGCUGGCUCGAGACACAAGACGAUUAUGUCAAGGGGCUGCCGACUCUUAUCCCGACCAUCGCCUGCUUCCUCAACUUCGACAUGGAGUCGAAGCCCGAGCUCCGCAAAGCACUCGGCGGCCUCGUGCGCAUCUCUCCGGCCCUCAGGGAGCUGGCCGCCGAGGCGGUGUGGGCCAUGUAUGAACGGUACGGGCUGGAGGCCGCGCUGGAUCCCCGCGAGGAGCUGCACCGCAGCGCGUACUGCGGGGUGCACCUGCGCACGGAAGACGACGCGGUGCGCAGCGGGUGGACCGGCGGCAUGUACGGCGGCUUCGACGAACAGACGGACUCGCACAUUGAGAUCUGCGGGGCGCUCGGCCUCCGCGUCAUCUACGUGGCGACGGGCGAGCGGCGGGACAUUUCGCGGUUCGCCGAGAAGGCCAUGGAUAGGGCGGGCAUCACCGUCGUCAGCAAGAUCAACCUCCUCAACAGCCCAGAGAUGGAGACUGUCAUGCAGAACCUGACGUGGGACCAGCAGGGCGUGCUGGACUACGAGGUGCUCUCGCGCUCGAGCUUCUUCACGGGGCCCGUCAUGAGCAGUUUCAGCUGGAACCUGGCCAUCAGGAGACACUUCAACACCGAGGGCGACGGGUCGACGCAUUGGAAUAACCCUUACUCGAUCCAGGAGGACGAGCCGCGGACGACCUUUUACGACGGCAUUAGCAAGUUGAUUUUGAGGCCGGCCAGGCCUGAUUUCCUCGAGUCGUUCUCUCCAAGGGGCAUGUUUCCUUAA